UUAGGAAAUACUGUACGUGAAUGACAUAGAGGCAUUGCUGGAGAUAUACGCCAGGCCUCAUACAGCCACGUCAAUGUGAAUGCCAGAGCUAUGGCGACUGAAAAACCAUAAACUAUAAAACGUUGCCGGCCAUUAAGUGGUUAACACGGGCAAUUCCAGAACCGUUACUGGACGAGUGUUGAGCGGUGACAGCCGGUGAGCCGGAGGAAUGUGGAGACGUCACCGCUCCUAUGGCAGUCUGUGACGUAACGCUUCACGCCGGGGAAGAAGUGGCAGCGGUGAGCGGACGAGGAGAAGGGGCGGGGCGACGGGGAUUCCGCGGGCAGCCAAUCAGCUCGCAAGGCGCACAUCGUCACGGCUCAGGCUGUGGAACCCGGGGAAAGAGAACGAGCGUUCUCGAAGUCGGUUCUAGAUCCUCCCCUCACACGCCCAGCGCCCGGUACAGAGGCCAUGGCCCCGGCCUGAGAAUGCUCAAGAUGAAGCUGCCCCAGAGGAAGACCAAGCACAGGGCAUCGGAUGAGGACGGCGAGGGAGAGCGGCUCGGGAUGUGCUCUCGUCCCUGUAGCCUCCGGGAGUGCCCGGCCACCAAUGGAGCCCCCGGGCCGGACCCGCUCCAGCGGGAGGCGGUGUAUGAGUGGUUUGUGCGGACGCUGGGCCCGGCACAGAGGCUGGAGUUUGCCUGCGGGCUGCUGGACUUGUGUAACCCGUUGGAGCUGCGCUUCCUGGGCUCCUGCCUGGAGGACCUGGCCCGCAAGGACUGCCACUAUCUGCGGGACUACGAGAGCAGGGCCAACAGCCUGGCCGGGGAGCUGCUGGUGGACCCCAGGGACCCUGUCAUCCGCUCCCGCCUUAUCGUCUACCUGGCGCUGCUCAGCUCCGAGAACCGGGAGGUCGCUGGCCGCCUGUACCGCCUUCUGCCCACCAUGGAGACCCUGGCGGGCUGGGAGCGGGGCGACGAAGAACGGGAGCCCGGGGAGGAGCUGCUGCUUCUGCUCACCAUGGCGUCCCUGCACCCGGCCUUCUCCUUCCAUCAGCGGGUCACCCUGCGGGAGCGCCUGGAGGGGCUGCGGGAAGCUCUGGAGAAGAAUGUUCAUGAAUAUUUACCCAACAGUGAUGGCCAAGUCCUCGAUGGCACUAUAGGUACUCACAAUGGAGUUGGAGUGACUGCUCACAGUCUACAGCAAGAAGCUGUGCAUAUUGAGCAUAUAAAUAUUAAACAUGUACAAAGGAGAAGAGUUGACAAGAAUUCAGACUAUACAUUUGAGGUGAACUGGUCUGAUAACUCAAGAACGUCUGUGACAAAAUCGUAUGGGGAGCUGCUGGAAUUUCUUUUAAUGCUUCCAAAAGAGCUCUCCAAUGAAAAUCUUGAUAAAACUAUUUUAGAAGCCUUACAGCUAGGGAAACACAGAGAAGAGCCUCCCUAUUGUGACUUGGAGCCUAUCGUAAAGCAAAUCUUUUCAUCUCCGUCCAAGGCGAUCCUUCAAAAUCAAAAGGUCUACAACUUUUUCCAGAAUAUCCAUACUGGACCUACGCACUCCGGUCAUUUACAACUUUGUGCAAAGUAUUGUAAAAGCCAAGAAGACAGCUCCGAGACAUCAAGUCAAGAGGAAGAUAUUAUGCACCAUACGUCUCUUCAUAAGAAACCUGCUGGCAAAUGUUUGGUCACAAAUUAUAUUGCAACGAAAGCUUCCCCUUGUGAAGUGACUAAUGUGCCACAUGGUGAACAGAAUGGUAAAGACUGGAGUAGAGAGAACUGCACUUCUGACCGUUUAAUCAUUGGACACCAGCAGCGGCCAUUGGAUAAACAGAAUUUCCAUCCAGUAGGACGGGAGACCUCAGAUGGAAAUGCACAGAAAGUGAAUGGCCGUCUAUUAUUCAAAGCAAACGGGGUGACACCAUCUCACAAUUUGAGGCUUUUGACUGGGAAAGACUGCCAGGCUGUUCCCAGACUUAGAGUAGAUGAGUCAUCCGCAGUGAGGGAGAGAGAUGGACAUGACCCCUCCACAAGGCAAGAAGACAAUGCACAUCCAACGUUGGAAGUUGGGUCUGGGCAUGAAACUUGUGGAGAAACCUCUUCGGAGAGUUAUAGUUCCCCGCCUAGUCCUUGCCAUAACAGGAGAGAGAGCUUUGAGAGUGAAGAAGAGAAAGACAGAGAUACAGACAGUAACUCAGAGGACUCCACCAAACAUAUUUUCACAACAUUUGGAGCAGUUAAAGCUUCCACUGCCAAAUUGUCUGAGCACCUUAACAGUGAAGACAGUACUACUGAGACUGUGAACAAUUCUAAGUUCUCACAUUUUCAUAUUUUGCCUACAUUGCAUUGUGUGAUGCCAAGUGGUGCAGAUAAACUGGAACAUGGGCUUCCACCAUCUAUGCCUUCAGAUGGAAAGACUCUUGGUAUGCUUGUUAGUCCCGUAUCCAUGUCCCCUGUGAGAGAAGUGUUUCACCAGAAUUCUCCUGCCAUUGUGACUCCACCCGCAGCUAAUGUUUUAGGAGAAUCCGAAAAAUGCGUUGACUUACUUCCUUCCCCUCUGCCUGUUCCUACUACUUUUCUCCCUCGUAAUUGUCAACCCAGCAGCUCUGCCCUCCAUAUCCCAGUUCAUAGGAUGAAGUUACCUCCUCAGGGGCCAACAGAAAAUUGUACAGUUAAUGGAUCAACACAGACUAAUAUGGGCAUAGGGACUGCCAAUGCUGGUUUUAUGUCAGUUCACAGUCCAAGUGGGUUUACAGCCUCCCCUGUGACUGCUUCAGACCCGCUUAUUAAACCAAUUUCACAAAUAGCAAGUCUUAAUCAGAUUGCACCUCACUUGGAUGGAAAUGCUGGAGCAAUGCCUGCAACUGCAAACCUGAAGUUGAUUCUCCCAGGUGCUAACUUGUCCACAGCACCUUCAGCAGUCCCUUUUCCCCUAUCUGCAUCGGCACUUGCAAGUGGUAUGGCGCCUCCACCAAAUAAUGUGCUGAAUGCUUCUGCAGCUGUUGCUAUGACUCAACCAGCAAGUGGCAGCAUAGGUCAGUUACAGUCUGUCCCUCCAACAGUUCCCACCCAUAGCCCUGGACCAGCACCUAGUUCUAGUCCUGCGUUGACUCACAGUACUGCACAGAGUGAUAGCACUUCCUUCAUUAGUGCUGCGGUUGGUAAUACUAGCACAAAUGGGGCACACCUGCCACCUCAGCAAAUCGGACAAGGGGCGUGUGGAUCCUGUGGACGUCGAUGUGGAUGUGGAAACAGUGGGGGGAUACCUUUCGGGAAUUUCUACUUCCCGAAUCCAAUCACUGGGCAGAUGUAUACAAGAGUUUCUCCCCUUUUUAUUCCAUCACUUUGCAAUAACACCUACCUCAGCCAAGCACACCAGAGCAAUGGAACACAAUUCCCUGUCUUCCUUCAUCAUCAGGCCCCUCCUUAUCCCAAUGGACUGAUACACGAUCCUGUGCUUGGGGGUCAAGCCAACUAUGGCAUGCAACAGAUGGCAAAUUUUCCUAGGCUGUACCCAAUGUACCCAGCAACUAAUGUUGUAGGCAAUGCUAAUGGAUCAGUCACUAAAAAAAAUGGGAAUAUUUCCUGCUAUAACUGUGGGGUAAAUGGCCAUUAUGCACAGGACUGUAAACAACCGCCAAUGGAAGCCAAUCAGCAAGGCACUUUCAGGCUGAGGUAUCUCCCUAAUCCCUCUAAUGAUUCUUUGGAUUCUGCUGACUGACAACAGUCCACAGAAAAAAAAAAAAAAUCAAAAAAAAAAAAAUUCUCCAAGUCCACUUGUUACGGUACAGAAGGUUUGCUGUCCUUUUCAUAAUGGGAGCUAAGCUCCUCACCAUUGCUGCACCAUGGUGAUUGACCCCCUGCUGUGCCAUGGAAAGUGAACCCUGAAAUUGAAGACAGAAUGCAGCCAUAAAGAAGAGCAGCUUAAUAACUUAGUCUGGAUAGUAAGUUCUAAAGGAUCUUGACCAGGAGACUAGAAGAAUUCUUUCUGACCUAAACUAUACAUAAUCCUGAAGACUUGACUGCAGCACUUGCUUUUACUCAUUCGAUGGAUCUGGGGACACUAUGCAAUUCGGUAUCCCCUCUAAGAAUAUGGCUCUAGAUAUUGAAGAGCGUCUUCACUGUAGGUCCAACAACCUCAGUAUAUCUGUUUUAAGUAAUUGGAGGGAAGUGAUGAUCUACAAAAUCCUUUUAUAGUUGCUUGUACAUGAAUGUGUUAGGUGAAAAAAUGCCUAUACAAUUACAGCACUAGUUUUCAAUGUCAAAGAUGACUCCAUUUUACAUAUUUAUUGGGCGGAGAUCCCAAUAGUUGAGUUGACGUGUGACUUGAAAGAUGUAUCACAACGGUUUAUCCCGUUGAUAUUAAAUUUCUCUACAUCUGUUAUCCUGAUCUUUACCCAUAUGUUGUCUGAGAUGUUUCUGCAAUGUUACUUUGCCUAGGAUAUAACCUAUGUUUUAGGUUUCCGUUUAAGCUUGUAGUAUGACUGCUUGUGAAUUUACACAGUGCGUUUGUUAAACCUUCACAGUAAGGUUUUCCAUCGAGACUGAGCAUUAAAGGGGUUAUCCAGGAAAAAACUUUUUUUUAUCAACUGGCUCCAGAAAGUUAAACAGGUUUGUAAAUG
Messenger RNA from Hyla sarda, 4596 nucleotides. RefSeq names its product zinc finger CCHC-type containing 2 (gene ZCCHC2). NCBI's taxonomy places the organism in Eukaryota, Metazoa, Chordata, Amphibia, Anura, Hylidae. Bases 231 to 3695 code for a protein of 1154 amino acids. The transcript has 15 exons. The record is from RefSeq and is a predicted model, not a curated record. Gene Ontology annotation, molecular function: phosphatidylinositol binding; zinc ion binding; nucleic acid binding.